Molecule: messenger RNA, 450 nt
Organism: Colletotrichum chrysophilum
Lineage: Eukaryota; Fungi; Ascomycota; Sordariomycetes; Glomerellales; Glomerellaceae
Exons: 3
Coding region: 1-450 (149 amino acids)
Source: RefSeq, a predicted model, not a curated record
AUGCCUUUAGAUGGCUUGUUUGAGAGGUCCACCAACAGGAAGGGAGACGGUCUAAAGAAUUCCAAGACUACGGCCAAGGGAAUCCAGAAGAACAUCCACAUACAAAAGGACGAGCUGCACGAAGUCAAGGAUGUCAGGAAGGCUGAAGGGACGAAGAACUUCCGCAAGGAACAGGGUGAGCUCAAAGCCGAUAUCAGGGCAGGACAGAGACAGCGCGAAAGAAACCAGCAUACCGCCGAUCCAUCCAACAGGAAACUGGUCAAGGGCCUCAAUAAGGUCGAGAAAGCCCAAGCCUUGGAGUACAAACAAGCCUCGUCUCUAAACGGGGGGAGGAAUGACAAGAAAACAUUGAACAAGCUCAACCAUGAGAUUCACGACGGUAUCAAUGUGAACAAAGAGAACAAAAAGGCCGCGCUGAGGGGCAAUGAUCGUCACGGCCACGGCCACUAA